AUGGCCCUCAUGAUGGCUUCUGACGCGUCAAGAAGAUGGCUCGACGAUAGUGGCAUCUGGAGUUGUCGCAUCAAGCUCCCGCAGUCGCAGCCCGAACCUUCCAGACAAGCAGACUCUGGCGCAGAGCUUUCGCAGCAGAUGGCUCCCACCGCAGCCAUGGACGUGACCAUGCAGAGCACCAGCCCCAGCUCACGGCGCAACAAGGGCAAGAUCGUUGAAGCUCUCCAUUCCAUGGGCAACUUGAACAGUAACCUAGAGUCGCUCGAUCUCCCUACCGAUCCAGAUGCGCAGACCACCGUGACAGACUUUCUCGACUUCACCGAGUAUCUACCUGCAGAUAUGAUGCGUUCACUCACCCUUGUUGGUAACCUCGAUCAAACCUAUACCGACAACUCCGCCAGUGUCCAUGAACUCACGAAGAAGUAUGGAGAUCUACCCACCUUGCCGACAGAUGGAAAGCCAGACCCUGUAGCUCUCCGUGCAGACAUCUCGGAGCAUCUCAGUCAAGCUGUUAUCGCCCGAACUCUCUCUCAUGCAGAGGCAAGUCGCAUGGCCGAGAACGUCGACCGUCAUUACAAUCGAGCAAAGAACAUAUUGGCGAAACUGCAGGCGAUGGCAGACAACUAUCCAGCAUCUCGAGAGACUAGCCCAGUCCCACAAAAACAGAAGUCACCAGUAGUAAACCGACCACCAAAAAUUAUGCUACGAGUUGGCACAUCCUCAGAACCUGUCUUAAAAGUACGCAAGCACCGCGCCCCAAGAAUCACAGUACCGGGAGAGGUUCUCGCACCAUACGAGCUAGAUUACGAAUCAUAUGGUUCCGAGACCGAUAUUUCAUCCUCAGAGGAAGAAGAGGAGCCUCUCACACCCAGAGCUACACCUGGCGGAACAGUACCAAAGAUCAAGCUGAAAGUGUCGAAAAAAGACAAGGCUCCAAAGCCGCCUCGCGGACCGAGACCUCCGGGCGUUAUGGGAACAAAUGUGCACAGCCAAGUCGCUGGUAUUUCUACAAGCAAUGCUCUUGCCAAACUGAAGCCUCCUCCGCCAGACGCUGUCAAAGGAGACGACCAUCUUCCUUGGCUUCAGCUGAAUGCUUGGGAGCUUGCUCACCUUCGAAAGAGGAUGAAGAAGAACGCCAUCUGGAGCCCAAGCGAUACCAUGAUAGCACGCGAGCUGAAGCAACUUGGCCGAGGCAUUGAAGCGUACAGAGCAGCUAAAGCCGAAGCCGAAGCUACGGGACAGCCUUUCGAUAAACCAGAGCCGCCUCAACUCAGAGGUGAAACAGUUCAUGCUGAAGGCGCGAUCAGUGUUGAAGCAUUGAAGUUGAAUGAGCCCCAGCUGAGCAAUCGGGGAAUGAAACUUAAUGAGGCAAAGAAGUUGAAGAAGGAGAACCAAGCUAAGGAACUAGCCAAACAAGCCGCGGAGGAGGCUGAGGAAUCCGCGCGUAAGAUGGCACUAGCCGCUAAGGCUAUGGCUGGUAUCUUUGAGCAUAAGAAACCACCUGCGAAGACUCCUAGCAAGAGUGCGGCGAAGAAACGCAAGCGAGAUUCACCUCCUCCAGAAGCUGAAGGAGAGAAGACCGCCGAUGGAGAGUCCACGAAAUCGACCAGACCUCCGUUAAAGAGAAACAAGACUGAGACGCCUGUUCCUGUCCCUCAACCAAUAUCUACGAAGCAAACGUCUCCAAUCUUGCCACCCGAAUCCGCACCUUCCAUAGCUUCCGAGGCAGCUCCUCUUGUUACUCCUACAGAGCCAUCUAGUGAGCCGCUACCCAUUCCUGCACCACUUGUUUCGCCAAAGAAAUCGUCGACACCGAUUCUACCGCCUGUUAAAGAACCGAGAAAAUCUGUCAAGAAGGAAGUCAAGAAAGCAGAGCCUCCUACGCCUAGUGCUGCUACUAGUCGACCUCGAAGGACUUCAGCGGCAGCAACUCCGGCUCCCGCUCCCGCUCCGGUCAUCGUUCCUGAGCCUUUGCCUGCAAAGCGACCUACAUCUUCUCGAAGCAAAGCAGCUAGCGUAGAACCGAAUCCUACCACUGCGACCUCCGAUCGACCCCGUCGAGCAAGCACUGCCCGUAACACUCCUGCUCCUGAACCUCGCCAACCGAGUAAGCGUACAAAGCGUCCUGCUCCCGGUGUUGUUACUGCUGGGUCAGAGGGCUCUACGACCGUCAGUGUUGGUAAGCGUGUCUCAGCCACACGUAAGAAAGCUGGUGCGAAGAAGGAGAAGAAAGACGGUCGCGAGGGUAGUGCUGCUCAGGAAGCCUACGAUGAGAUUGAUGAUGAUGGUAAUAUCAUCGACCCUGACGAGCCGAGAUACUGUAUCUGCAAUAGAGUCAGUUUCGGAACCAUGAUUGGUUGUGAAAAUAGCGAGUGCGAGAAGGAAUGGUUCCAUCUCGAGUGCGUCGGCUUGACGGAGGUGCCAGCCAGAACUACAAAGUGGUACUGCCCUCAAUGCCGUGUAACUCUACGUAUCGGUGAGAAAGGGGAGGUUAAUGCGAGGGGUAAGAAGAAGUGACUAUACAUGGGUAUUGCCCUACUGGUAGGGAGUUCAGGGCUGUACCUGAACCGAAAGUAAGCGUGUUCUUUUGGUAGCAAUGGGCUCGGUCAGAAAAAUGAAGUAUCGCAAGGAACAACAGACCAGGUAGUCAAGGGAGACAACUUGUAUUGCUAUGUAUUAUGUGGAAAACAUCGAUAUUAAGAGCAUAGUGUGAUUUGUAUGAGCUUGAGAACUAGCAUGUUUAUAAGUGCCGUAGGCUGAGACUGUAUACUACUAUAUCUGUGCUUUUCGAGUCUUUCGUUGUGGUGUGAGAGAUGGUAGAGUUGUGAGGCUAUUGGCCAAGUAAAUGAUUCGAGUGAUUUGAAGAUCUUUGUUAGGCG
Molecule: messenger RNA, 2879 nt
Organism: Mollisia scopiformis
Lineage: Eukaryota; Fungi; Ascomycota; Leotiomycetes; Helotiales; Mollisiaceae
Exons: 3
Coding region: 1-2517 (838 amino acids)
Biological process (GO): regulation of DNA-templated transcription
Cellular component (GO): nucleus; Rpd3L complex; Rpd3L-Expanded complex
Source: RefSeq, a predicted model, not a curated record